UCCUUGCUGAGAAAAUUAUCCCGUUUUUCUUUUCUUUCUUUUCUCAGAAUGAUGUUUGAAAGAAGCUCUCCUGCGAGGUGCUUUGUGACGCCACCGCAGCCACAGCCGUCGUGGACGACAAGGCAUUCUUCUUCUUCUUCGCGUUCUCCGAACAUGGCACUGUCAGAGUCAGAGAGUAAAACAUCACCAUCACCAUCAGUAGGAGCAUCUUCUUAUCCUCAGAACAAAGAUGAUCUUUUUCACGUGAUUCACAAGGUCCCUGCUGGGGACUCACCUUACGUGAAGGCUAAGCAAGUUCAGUUGGUGGAUAAGGAUCCAGCUAGAUCAAUUUCCAUGUUUUGGGCAGCAAUCAAUGCUGGAGAUCGUGUCGAAAGUGCCUUGAAGGACAUGGCCUUAGUUAUGAAGCAGCUGAAUAGGUCUGAUGAGGCAAUUGAAGCUAUUAAAUCGUUUCGUCAUCUCUGCCUUCCUGAAUCCCAAGAAUCUCUUGAUAACAUCCUGGUUGAACUCUACAAGAGGUCAGGGAGAGUUGAUGAAGAGAUUGCCAUGCUCCAUCACAAGUUGAAGCAAAUUGAAGAUGGUAUCACUUUUGUGGGAAGGUCAACAAAACAGGCAAGAUCUCAGGGGAGGAAGAUCCAAAUAACUGCAGAGCAAGAGAUAUCAAGGAUACUAGGGAACUUGGCCUGGGCUUACUUGCAGAGAGGUGACUAUAAGAUCGCCGAAGAACAUUAUCGAAAAGCACUGUCUUUUGAGGUUGACAGGAACAAGCAAUGCAACUUGGCAAUCUGUUUGAUGCAGAUGAACAAGAUUACAGAAGCAAAAUUUCUGCUUCAGGCAGUGACAACUGCCACAAAAAACAGAAAGAUGGAUGAUUCUUUCGUCAAAUCAUACGAACGUGCCACACAAAUGCUGAGUGAGAUGGAGUCUUUGUCGUCAUCAGCAAGGAAUAUAUCACAGUGUUCUCCACAAAAUGGUCCUGUUGCUGAACCGAAAAAGGCUCCAAAUAUCGGAGACUUGGGUGGAAGGAACUGGGAAGUGGCUAAAUGUAAGACAGAAAAUUGGUCUUCAACAUCUGAGGUGGAGGCAUCUAAUGCCAGGAGGAGGUUGUAUAAGUCUCCACCAGAUCCUGCAAAAAGAGACCAAAAGGUUCCUUUCAAUAAGCCGAAAAGAUGUUCGUGGGGAUUCAGUAAUAAUGGAUAUCAAAGGGAGACUUGGGGAGAUGUCCAUUCAGAUCAUAGAUCUUCAUUUGGUAGUCCAAAUGAUUUGUCUGCACCUCCCAAUGGAAUGUGGAGAGCAGGGACAUUGGAUAAUCCUCCUGCAGAUGGCAGUAACCAGAGAUCUAAACCAUCAGAAUCGCUUCUCGUGGGUUUGGAUGGCAAUUUGGCAUAUGUCUCAGGCAAAAGUCAGGAUUCUGAAAUCUCUUCUGCUGCUGAGAAAUCUUUUACAAAUGUAAAGACCAUGGAGAAGAAGAGCUGGGCCGACAUAGCCGAAGAAGAAGAAAAUGAAGAGCAAGAUGAUUUAUUCAGUGGAGCAUAUGCAAAUUAUGGUGGUAAGGAUAGUGGAGAGGUGUUCAAUGAUGAGAAUGCUAACUCAAACAUUCUCUGUGAACAACAACCACCUGGGAAUGGCAUGUUGUCAAGGAAUCCAACCGUGAGGCGGUCUUUGUGUUUCAAUCCUGAACAAAGACCAGAAUCAGCAAGCAAGACUUCAGCUUCGGCUUCAAACUCGGAAAGCCGCAGAAUGCCUGCAAUUCAAAGUGAUUCUUCAUUUACAAGGAGAAACAGAUUGCAGGUUUUUCAGGACAUCACUCUUCAGCCAGAAACCCCAUGAGAGGCCCUGAAUUGAAACCAAAACUUUAAAAUUUAUUUCCAUGGAUAGAGGAUUGUCAAUAUUUUGCAUUGGUUUUGAGGCAUUGUCCUAUGAUUGAUUAGUUUAGCCUAUUCUUUCAUUUGUAACAAACAACCACCUUUGUAUAUAGAUACUCAUAUAUCCUUGUAACUCUAAAAAGUUACAUCAGUUAUCUAGAAU
Messenger RNA from Arachis stenosperma, 2025 nucleotides. RefSeq names its product protein POLLENLESS 3-like. Gene Ontology annotation, molecular function: protein binding. Bases 49 to 1827 code for a protein of 592 amino acids. Lineage: Eukaryota; Viridiplantae; Streptophyta; Magnoliopsida; Fabales; Fabaceae. The transcript is spliced from 5 exons. The record is from RefSeq and is a predicted model, not a curated record.